Blastomyces dermatitidis ER-3 is the source of this 2961-nucleotide messenger RNA. Its product is annotated as splicing factor u2af large subunit. Gene Ontology annotation, biological process: mRNA processing. Gene Ontology annotation, molecular function: pre-mRNA 3'-splice site binding; poly-pyrimidine tract binding. The transcript has 7 exons. Gene Ontology annotation, cellular component: U2AF complex; nucleus; U2-type prespliceosome. The record is from RefSeq and is a predicted model, not a curated record. Bases 506 to 2218 code for a protein of 570 amino acids. NCBI's taxonomy places the organism in Eukaryota, Fungi, Ascomycota, Eurotiomycetes, Onygenales, Ajellomycetaceae.
UGUUAGUCCAGUCCGUACCUUGUUGCUUUUGAUAAUGGGGAUUCGGAGAGGUUUCUCACCGAAAUGAUUGUCCACAGCGGAGAGUGGUAUUGAUGCAGAGCUCAGUCAAACUUAUUGGCAGCUUUCGCCAUUCAGAAAAAGCACCAAUUGACAUAGCGACGAGGAUAUCAAUAAGCCCAGGGUCAUUCAUGGUCGUCGCUACGGUGGAUUCUACGUCCCUGAGCCGUGUUGCCACCUACAGCACGUGACUUUUGAUCUGGCUGGCAUAAUCGCGCCAAGCCCUUUUCAGCGGUCGACGGCUCUUUCUUCCAUGCCUAUUUUUCAACUUUUUAUAUCGGCAGCGCGCUGAGCAACCAUCCACUACCAAACCAUUGCUAGCCAUUGCCUUCUGUUCAGUCUCGGAGCAGUACAAAUCAGCGCCAGGUGCCUGAUAUUUCCAAGCUACAUUGUGGGUUCUGCCUUGACUUGGACAUCCUUCCACCUGUGCUCGGUCGAAUUGAACAAGAUGAACGGGGAUAGCUACGUAACUAGAGACUCUGGGCGAUCGCGAGACUAUUACGGUGGCGCUCGCUCUGAUCGAGAGGAUAGAAAAGACCGUAGUGAUCGCAGUAGCCGUGGCGAUCGUAGUGAUAGACGGGAGAGAGAAAGAAGAAGAUCAAGAUCUCCUCAACAUGGGUCGAGGUCGGGGCGGCGCGAGCAGGAACCGGACUUGUACUCUUCCAGUCGUGACUAUCGCGCAAGAGAGCGGGAGGACAGAUAUUCAGGUCGAAGGGAUGAGAGAGAAUGGGAUAGAGACCGAAGCGAGAGACGACGUGAUCAUAGAAGAGACGAUGAUGAGAGAUCUCGACGUGACAGAGACAUGCCUGAUGACCGGUCGCGAGGAGGUAGAGGUCGAGAUCGCGAUGCUUUGGGCGGGGGUAGGGAGCGGAAGAGAAGUGCGAGCCCACCGCCAAAGAAGAGAGAACCCACGCCAGAUUUGACGGACGUUGUUCCGAUUCUUGAGCGGAAACGUCGACUGACGCAGUGGGAUAUCAAACCGCCUGGUUAUGAACAUGUAACGGCAGAGCAGGCGAAGCUCUCCGGCAUGUUUCCUCUUCCAGGUGCACCGCGGCAGCAGGCAGUCGACCCCAGCCGGCUGCAAGCUUUCAUUCACCCACCUACUACCAUUACUGCUCCUGGUUCAUCUACUAACACUGUCCUAAAACCCUCAAACUCUCGCCAAGCGAAGCGUCUUUUUGUUCAUAAUCUCCCGCCAUCGGCUACAGAGGAGAGAUUGGUGCAGUUCUUCAAUCUCCAACUGAAUGGUCUUAAUGUCAUCAAAGGGGUCGAUCCAUGCUUGUCCGCGCAACUAUCCAGAGAUAAGACUUUCGCUCUACUUGAGUUCCGAAAUGCUGCGGAUACUACUGUUGCACUGGCUUUUGAUGGUAUUACAAUGGAGGAUAGUGGCGAAAUGGAUACAUCGAACGGAGAUGUCGACGGGCCAAGCCAAGGACUCUCAAUACGUCGACCUAAGGAUUACAUACUUCCAUCUGCAGUGGAAGAGGAGCCCCAGCAGGAGGGCGUUGUAUCCAACGUAGUCCCUGAUUCCCCGAACAAGAUAUGUGUCUCGAAUAUUCCACCAUUUAUUGAGGAAGAACCAGUCACUAUGCUCCUUGUUUCUUUCGGAGAACUUAAGUCGUUUAUCCUUGUAAAAGAUAGCGAGACGGGCGAAUCUAGGGGAAUUGCGUUUUGCGAGUACCUUGAUCCGACGUCGACAGAAAUCGCUGUUGAAAAUUUGAAUGGCAUGGAACUCGGGAACAAGAGACUCAAAGUGGUCCGUGCAAGUGUUGGAACCACACAAGCUGCUGGCCUCGACAUGGGCGUUAAUGCCAUGUCCAUGUAUGCCAAAACAACUUCUCAGGACAUUGAAGCUAGUCGUGUUCUUCAGUUGUUGAACAUGGUAACGACUGAAGAGCUAAUGGACAACGAUGAUUAUGAAGAAAUAUGCGAUGAUGUUCGUGAUGAGUGCUCAAAAUACGGGGAAGUCGUGGAGCUAAAGGUCCCAAGACCAACGGGGAAUAACAAACAAUCAGCGGGCGUUGGCAAAAUAUAUGUUGAAUUUGAUAAUAGCGAGUCUGCCACGAAAGCGCUAAAGGCGCUUGCGGGGAGGAAAUUUCAGGAUCGAACCGUUGUGACCACAUACUUUUCAGAGGAAAAUUUCGAAGUCAAUGCAUGGUAAUCGACGUAGCAGGGGAAAUUGAGAAUUCUUGGACUUGUCUUCAUUUCCAUCGCAACUCCAGCAAACCCGCAACUUCGUUUAGGAACUAGCUUUCCUUACCACAUAUUUUCUCGGACGGCGUCCUUCUUUCCCAUUUCCUCUUUAACUUAUUUUGUUCCCUUCGCACCCAUCUCGGCGCAAGUUCCUUCGUCAAAUACAAACAGCAGCUGGCUGGAACACUUGGCAUGCGCAAUUUCACUGUAACAUAACUCAAUAUUGUAAGAUCCUUUUUCCCAAAAUCUCUUUAUAAUUCUUCUGUCAUUUGUGAAGUAUCAUGGGCUGGGUGGAUAAUCAAGGCGAAAUAAUUAUGAUAUGGUCUCUCAUUUAUAUCUUUAUAUGUUCUUUAUUUUACACUGUACUUUUUAAAGGCCAAUUUUGACCACUCAAUUUAACUCAAGAGUACAUGAUAAUAUGCGACUCUCGCCAGAGCGACAUACAUAAAAAAAGGGGCGAAACACUCUCGGCUUUCCUCUUGCAAAAGCCACCAUGAAGUGGAUAUUAUAGGAGUGAUAUUCAUUGACACUAUUCAACAAGAGAAUGUACCCAGGUGGAUUCUCUAUUAUCAGAGAAUAAACUAGCACUAGCAUAUGCAGCAGACUGCUUAUCUGAGAUAGUAUACACUCAUUACAUUGAAUUUCUCUUCAUGCACAAACAGGUAAGAUUAAGUAUUAAUCUAGCUAUUCUAUUCUAAAAUAUAACUGAAA